AUGCCGAGUCACCUCGAUUUCGUCGACCAAUGGGGUUCAUCUUGGUUCGCAACUCGUCGCAACUCGUCGCAACUCGUGCACAGCAGUCGAGUCCAGUCGAGCGAGCGAGUCGGCCAUCCCGAGAACGAUCGUCGACGUUUGGGUCCCCCGAAUUGCCACAGAACCAAACGGCACCGCGGCGCGAUGAAGGCGACGGGGGCCGAACUCGACGAUGGAUUCCAGCUCGGGGACGCCAUCAGGUGGCUCAUAUUCCUCGUGCCGUGGAGCGCCUUCUCGCUCUACGGCCUCCUGGCCCUGUCGGCGCAGCUGGGGCCGCUGGGAAUCGUCGAGGCGGUGGCGCUCUCGCUGGUCUCGCUGCCAUUCUGGCGUCGCGUGUGUCGCCGGCCGGUGUAUCUCCCGUACACGGCUCUGCUCAGGCGGCACCUCGCCAAGUCCGCGGACUCCGCGGGAUUCGAAGAUACCAGCGCCGCGGGCGUCACCGCCAACCCGGGCCUGGCGUGGGUCAAGACGGUGGAGGAACGGACCGAGUCGAUGCAGGAGGAGCUCGGCGCGUUCCUCAGGUCCACCGCGUGUCGCACCCCGGAGGACGACUUCGUGGAGAGCGACGAUAACGCCGCGGCCGACGACGACGCGUGGAGGCUCGACAGGCUCAGCGGCGACGGGUCCGACGGCUCGGGUCCCUCGGGGAACGGAGGAACGGCGACGGCGACGACGGGAACGGGAACGGGAACGGGAACGCGGCGAAGGAUGACCCGCUCGGCGUCGUUUGGGAGGAGAAACGCGCGGCCCUCGCGGCGGCUCGUUCGCGCCGGCUGGUCCUCGCUGCCGCUGUGCGACGACACCCUCGUGGAGCCAAACGCGAUGGCCAAGCGACACUUUCCCAAGACGAUCCGCGCCAUCGCCGCCGUCGGGGGCUUCCAGGCGCGGCUAUGGGUCCUAUCCCCCGACGAGUCGCCUCCCCUCGUCGCUCGCGGCGUCAGCGACGGAUACUGGCGGACGCACGUCGUCUUGGCGGCUGACGACGACAUGCACCUGGUGGACGGGGGCGGGGAGGGACCGAACUUCGUGCUGGCGGGGAUCCAGGUGGGAGGGGAGCGGCGGGGCAUCGACGUCGGCGUCACGCACGUCGUGAACGAUCACCGCGGGAAAUUCUUCUACAACCGGCUCGGGGGCGACGGCACACGAGGGGACUCGGGGCCCGGCGCGGUGGUGCUGACGUUCGACGUGUGCACCCCGGAGAUGUGUUCGAGCAGGGACGCGAUGAUCAAGCACAGGAGCGAGAUGAUCGCGGCGCUCGGAGAGGUUGGAGGGGGCGCGACGGGGCCGGAUGGUGGGUUGGAGUGGCGCAGGGCGUGGGCGUACUUUCGGCUCACGCUCCUCGCGAACUUGGGGUAG
Molecule: messenger RNA, 1395 nt
Organism: Micromonas commoda
Lineage: Eukaryota; Viridiplantae; Chlorophyta; Mamiellophyceae; Mamiellales; Mamiellaceae
Exons: 1
Coding region: 1-1395 (464 amino acids)
Source: RefSeq, a predicted model, not a curated record